AGAGGGAGGGGUGUCAAAGAGCCAAGGUGCCGCUUGGCUAGUGGCAGAGCUGAGAACCUGGAGGCGUUCGCCCACAGCCACAUUUCAUUUCUCGCCAGCCCGUGGUUCCCCUGCCAUGAGCAACCUAGUGCGGACCGAGCCGCUGCGCGGGGCGCCUCCUCUGCUGGUGCCUGGCGACCUCUACUCCGUGGUGGUUCUGCUGCGAGGCUACGCGGAGCCAGAGGAGGUGGGCGAUGCCGUGCGCGCGGACGGCUCCGUGACCCUCGUGCUGCCUCAGGCCUGGGGCCGGGGCUCUAGUCACCAAGAGUCCCCGCCCGCGGCCGGCAGCGCGGAGACCGCCCUGGAGGAGGCGGCCCGUGGCCCCAUCCUCGUGGAUACUGGGGGCCCCUGGGCUCGGGAGGCGCUGCUGGGCGUCCUGGCGGGGCAGGGGGUGGACCCCGGAGACGUGACUUUGGUGGUGGGGACCCACGGGCACUCGGAUCAUAUCGGAAAUCUGGGGCUGUUUCCGGGGGCUGCUCUGCUGGUCUCGCACGACUUCUGCCUGCCAGGGGGCCGCUACCUGCCCCACGGACUGACUGAGGGGCGGCCCCUGCGCCUAGGACCUGGGCUCGAGGUGUGGGCCACGCCGGGCCACGGGGGCCAGCGGGACGUGAGCGUAGUGGUGAAGGGCACGGCCCUGGGCACCGUUGUGGUGGCUGGAGAUGUGUUUGAGCGUGACGGGGAUGAGGACUCGUGGCAGGCGCUGAGUGAAGACCCAGUGGCCCAGGAGCGGAGUCGGAAGAGGGUCCUGGGCACCGCCGACGUGGUGGUGCCUGGUCACGGAGCCCCCUUUCGAGUGGUCAGGGAAGCCUCUCAACCAGAAAGAAAGAGUUGUGGAAACAGCAGCCAGGAACCGGAGGGCGGAGAGGACGAGUCUACACUUCAUGGAUGAGACCCAGAGACCUGAUCAGCCAGAAUCGGAGCGGGCAAGGCCAGUCACUUCCAGUCUUCCAGGAGACAGAUUUUCCAUUCAGGACACUGGAAUAUCACUGUGGAUAUAACUCUCUGCCUAUCUCUGCAACCAAACUACAUGUGUGAAUCCUCGGCAGGCCUCGGGAAAAUGCAAGAAUGUUCUUGUGAGGGUCCUCCAAAAUAAAAGUAGAAGCUCCCUGAAUGUAAAAAGAAACAUUAAUAAUGAUAACCACACAACAAGGGAUCACUUUGACCAAUUGCCUGUUUCUCCUGGGGUACAGAUUGCUGAGAAAAAGUGCAGGACAUAGAGAAGCUCGCCUUAGUCACCUGACUUUAACUCAUUAACUGAUUCAUUCAUUCAAGGGAUGUUUAUUGAACAUUGCAUCAUUAAAGACUGCUGUAAAUCACAGGAUACAACAGUGAGCAACCUAGACACCCUCUGUCCUUCAUGGAAACCACAUUUUUUUGAGGAGACAACCACAAUAGUAGUAGCAACCAAAUAAUUAUAGGUUGUAGUUAGUGAUAUGGAAAAAAUGAGGAAGGGAUAGCAGAGAGAAGAGAGGGUGCUACUUAAGUUUGGGUGGUCAGGAAAAAACCUCUAUGAGAUUUUGAUCAGAGAAUUGAAUGAUAAAAAAGCUGCCCAUAUGAAGAUCUGGGGGGAGGCGAUUCCAAGCUCAGGAACAGCAGGUAUAAGCCCCUGAGGCAGGACAGUUUAACCUGCUUGAGCAUCAUUAAGUCCCUGGGGUCAGACUGUGAAGGGCCAGGGCUGGAUAAUGCAGAGUUAGGUACAGCCAUCUUGCAGGGCCUUGGUGAUCAUUGUAAAGGCUUAGUAUACUAAGUAAAAUGGAGAUCCUUGGCUUUUGAGCAGGCUAUUGUUUUAA
Molecule: messenger RNA, 1832 nt
Organism: Urocitellus parryii (Arctic ground squirrel)
Lineage: Eukaryota; Metazoa; Chordata; Mammalia; Rodentia; Sciuridae
Gene: Mblac1
Product: metallo-beta-lactamase domain containing 1
Source: RefSeq, a predicted model, not a curated record